GGCACUCUUUCCGGACCAUUGGCGGUGGCAGUAGCAUUUCGUCGGCUACGCGUUCAACACACCAACCCGGAUCGGGGCGACUUGAAAUACAUUGAAUCGCCAACAAAAUCGGGAUCGUAUCGGGAUCGGAAUCGGAAUAGGAAUCCGAAGCGAGUCGAGCUGAGUGCUGACCAAGCAAUAUAAUUGCAGCAAUUUGUUGACGCUGUACAUACCAUACUUUUCUGUUUGCAAUUCGAGACUUUAACCGGCGUUCGGUGCUGGCAAACAAAAGAACGUUUAAAAAAUUCGCCGAGUUCCGAAAAUAAUCGAAACAAAAAAAAACAUAUAAUCACCGACGAUAUUAAGUUACGCAAAAAAAUGGUUUCCUAGUAGAGUGAGUGACAGGUCUGCCCGCUUGGGAUCCCCAUUAAUUUGAACUGAUCUGAUCAACUUUGAUCUAAUCCGAAGGCAAGGUCGUUUGCAGUUCAUUCAAGCGAAACUCCAAAUUGGUUAUCUGAGACCAGCUUAAAAGAAACACGGAUCAUUGGUGGCCUGUCUUCCCAAAACAAAAUUUAUUGGAAACGUGCUGGAUGCGGAAGGAUCGCUACCAAAAAAAAAAAAACAAAAAAAGCCAAUAAAACCUUAAAAAAUGUGCUCCUAAAUGGAAGCCAAUAGCGGGACAGCGGUGAUUUCGGCAAUUAAUAUUCAGUGCGGGUCCGAAAAUGUCAAUCACUUGAUUACAAACGAGAAACAACAUCAGUGGAGUGCAUAAAAAAAACAAAAAAAAAGCGACCACAUGGAAAGUUAAAAAUUAAAAGUCAGCCUGUGAAGAUACGACGAUUUUUCUCCACAGUUUACUUCCCAGCAGCAUUUUAAGCAUUCAAAAGGUAUAAUUGAACUAGUUGAAAUGGCUUCCAAUAGCAGCAGUCAGCCGGAGAAGAACCGAUCACAUGUCCCGCCUAGCCGCCUGGGAACGGAUCCGAUCGCCGCUGAUCGGAUGUCGGAGGCCCAGGAGGAGCCCAGUGGGCAGAGGGAGUGCUACUACUAUGCCCCGGCCAACUCCCCACACCACCGCCUACAGAACCACCAGCACCAGCACCACCACCAUCACCAUAGCCAUAGCCAUCAGCAGCAUCAGAACCAGCUUGGAUGGCCAUCGCGGAUGGGUCCGAUCGGACCAUGGUUGGGCGCAAUGACCGCCUAUCGGCUGCUGACAAUCAGCCUCCUAAUUGGCAUUCUGUGUCCACAUCACGUCCACGGAGUGGACCCCAAGUUCGAUCCCACCACGCGAAUGCGACUGGUCUUGGUGCCGGCGGACGCACAGGUCAAUUCGGUAAUCUACAGGUUGCGUGCCACCGACGAGGAGUUCGACUAUCCGCUGACCUUCGAGUUCGUGGGCGAUGCCAGUGCCUCCACCAACGUGGUCAAGGUGGAGUCCCUGCCAUGCACCAAGUACAAUUCGGUCUGUCAGGCGAACAUCGUGCUGCAGCGGCGAUUGGAGCCGGGCAGGUACUAUGACUUCACCGUUUCUGUGAAGGACACCAAGGGCGGAAUGGCCACGCAGCUCUGCUCAAUUACUGCCACCAAUUUCACUACGCCGCACGACCUCAUCUUCCCCCACAAGCCCGGAAUCAUAAUGAUACCCGAGGAUGCUAAACGCGGCACGGAAUUGGAUUAUGUAAUUGCCCGCAAGAAUCCGCUGUUCCAGAAACCAGUCUACCUCGAGUUAUGGGGUUCUCCGCUGUUUGCCAUAAGACAGAAAAUCGUAUCUUCCGAGGCCACAGAAGGCACCGUUUUCCUCCUGGGGCCAUUAGACUUUGAGAAGCAAGCCAUGUACCAUCUAACGAUACUAGCCAAUGAUGCCUACGCCGAGCCUGGGCAGGACAGUCGCAAUAUAGCAGGCAUGGAGAUCGUUGUGAUUGUCCAGGAUGUUCAGGAUCAGCCGCCGGUUUUCACUUCUGCCCCACCAGUAACCAAACUGCCACCAGGCAUACUACCAGGAGAUAAGAUAUUGCAAGUUCAUGCCGAGGAUGGUGACAAGGGAAAUCCCCGAGAAGUUCGCUAUGGUCUGGUUUCGGAAAACAAUCCAUUUACUUCGUUUUUUGAUAUUAACGAGACUAGUGGUGAGAUAUUCCUCAUGCGACCCCUCGAGGACAUUGCCUUCAUCACGCAUGUGGGGGAUCCGGUGCUCCUCACCGUAAUUGCGGAAGAGGUUAAGGUGGGUCGUGACGAACCGCCCGCACUGGCCUCCACGGUCCAAUUGGCGUUCUUCCUGCCCGAUCGCACCAAUUCGCCGCCGUACUUCGAGAACGAUCACUAUGUCUCGAGGGUGGACGAGAACGCCCCACAAGGCACCGCUCUGACGUUCGUUGAUCCCUACGUGCCGCGGGUCUACGACGACGAUACGGGCAAAAACGGCGUCUUCUCACUGACCCUGCUCAACAACAACGGCACCUUCGAGAUCACACCGAAUGUGGCCGAACGGAGUGCCGGAUUCCUUAUUCGGGUGCGAGACAACUCCCUCUUGGACUACGAGCAGCGGCAGUCGGUGCAGUUCCAGGUGCUGGCCCAGGAACUUGGUCCGGCCACCAAUCUCUCGGCGGUGGUUAAUGUCACGGUCUACAUCAACGAUGUCAACGAUAAUGCUCCGGUUUUCGAACAGCCUGCCUACUCCGUGGAGCUGCCGGAGAACAUGACAGUGGGCACCAAGGUGGUACAGGUGUUGGCCACCGAUCCAGACUCAGGCUUGGGCGGCAAAGUGCGCUACACUGGCAUCCUUGGGUACCUCAACACCUCCCUCAAUCUGGACGCGGAAACCGGCCUUAUCACAGUGUCCACCAACAAGCACGGCUUCGACAGGGAAGUCAUGCCCGAGUACCACCUGUACGUGGAGGCCCGGGACAUGGAUGGCGAGGGAAAUCGCGCCCAGGUUCCCCUGAUCAUCAAGCUAAUCGAUGUCAACGACGAGACUCCCAUUUUCGACAAGGACCUGUACGAGUUCAUCCUGGCCCCGGACCUGUUGGGCUUCACCACUACGGCUGUGAUUCAUGCCGAGGACAAGGACGCCACUGCGCCCAACAACGAGGUCCGCUACGAGAUCAUCAACGGAAACUACGACAAUCAAUUUUCCCUUGACAAAGUCACUGGAGAGCUGACGGUGCGCGAGAAGAUCCAUCUGCGCUCCAAGAAGAAUGCCAAGGCCAGAAGAAGACGCCGUCAAACCGGGGAGGAGGACACGGACAUCUUCAUUCUCACGGCCAGAGCCUAUGAUUUAGGUGUGCCAGUCCGCUUCUCCACCACCACGAUCCGCAUUUAUCCCCCGGAGAGCCGGAAGCGCACAGUGACCUUUGUGGUUCCAGGCCACAAUCCGGACAAGGCCAAGACGGAGGAGACCCUGUCGGCCAUCACAGGCGGCAAGGUCUACAUCCACAACAUGCGACCCCUGCGGCCGGACGAACCAGGUGCCAAGGACAUCCCGGCAGGGAAUUCUGGCAUCAAGGAGCGCAGUGUAGUCACCGCCACGGUGAUCUAUGAUAGCUCCUCGGUGGUAGAUAUAUCGGAGAUCCAGCAGCGUCUCUCGCAUCACAACAAUUCCUAUGCCAUCAUGCCGCAGGACUCGUCCGGAGCGGAUACUCUCACUCCGUUGCAGACCCAGUACAAGGCGGAGAACAAGGUGCUCUUCUGGCUGCUCAUCCUCCUGGCCACACUGGUGGCCCUCACCAUCCUCAUCCUGCUGCUCUGCUGCAUUUGCUCCUGGUGUCCUUUAUACGGAGCGGCAACCAAAAGAAUAGUUAAUAUCAGUAGAACUGAAGACGAUGUGCAUCUAGUGCAUAGGGAAAUGGCAAAUGGAAAACAUACAAAAUCUGUUCAGGUCGCCGAGUGGAUGGGAAGACGCGAUGCCUGGUCAGCGGAGAAACCUCCCGAUACCAGAACGAAGCCCACCCGCUGGGAGUUCCACGAUGGACGUGAACAGCUUGACGAAAACCUAGGCAGGAGCCAGGACAUAGUCGAGGGGCGACACAUCCAAUCCGCCGAGGAGCAGCAUCGUAGAGUUCGCAUCAAGAAUAACCACACAGCCAAAGACGAUCUUCAUCUUAGUUUCCAUAACUCUAGGACCAAUCUGAUUAACGACCGCGACAUUUAUAUGGAGGAUGUGAUUGAGAACCGUGAUCUGGGGGAGCACGAGAGGGAGCACAUUUCCCGGACCCGAGUGAAUCGCCGUAAGCACUACGAUUCCACGGAAGUCCGACACAUUGACGAUGAUUCCAUGCGAAGACACGAGAUUGAUCGAGGCAGUGACAUCGACUUUAACACCGCUCGAAACAACAGCCUGAAGAGCAAACGGGAGCUCUUUAUCAAGGACGGCAAUGUGGAGAUCCUGCAGCUGAUGACCAGGGAUAAAACACGGGACGGUGGCAAUCUGGACGACGACAACAUCUAUGUGAACGUCCCCUUGAAGCCGGCAGGUAAUCUUUCCCAUCCCCAGCUACUGAUGGUGGAUAACACGGGGAAGGAGAUCCUGAUGCGGAGGUUCAUUGAGGAGCAACCGGAUGGCAAGCAGAUCAUACGGGAGCAUUACCAAAUAGUACCAGGAGCCACCUACAUUCAGUCGAUGCCGAAUGAAGUGCAACAGGGAUCUACCCUGAAGGGAGACACAUUCCCGUUGGGCAAGUCCGGACCAAACAGCAUAGUCUACUCCCAGUUGGAGCCCGAGGUGAAGGUUAUACACACGCAACCAGUUCAGGCCGGCCCGGAUGGCAUGCCUCUGGAGCAACAGCUUCCCCUUCAGCCCGCACUUUCCAAUCAGUCACUGACCCACGAGCUGGAGCACUCCCUGAAGCAGCAGAACGCCCUACUCCGCCAGAUUCUGCUCGAGAAGGAGAAGCUGGAGAAUGCGUACACGCAGCAUGAGGUGGCUCUCGAAACCCAAUCCCUGCCUGGUCAGUCGAUGGCCAUUGGAACGCAAACGGAUUGCGAUGCUGGAACACAAACCGAGGGCUUCGACAAUGCCCUGGAUCCCGAAAUAUCCCUGGCGAAGCCUACCCGCCGGAGGGCACGCAGCGAGAACGACGAGUCCAUGUCCGAAGACGGCUACGAAUACGUUCGGUUCAAUCCGCCAAAUAGUCCGGAAGGGGUUUACUGGAUAAAGAGACGCCGGACAAAAAAGCGCACCCGCCAGCCCCGAAAACGUAUUGUGAUGGUCGAGGAAGUGAAGAGGAAAAUCCGUACGCCCAUCAAGGAGGAGGAGGAACUGCAGGACAAAAAGAAGAAGAGGGUGCCUCCAAAGAAACCCCUGAGGGAAACCAAAACCAGUAUCCUGCGAAAGCAGCUGAGUGACGAAAGUCGAAAGGAUAAUUCCCGGAAUGGGGAAACCCAAACAGCAAAUCACUCACAAAAGGACAAAGAGCUCUUCAUGGAAGUUACUGAUUCUAUGGACGAACUGGCCAGUCCCGGAUCCCACAGCAUACGAAAGAUUCAAGUGGAGAAGUACUACAAGCACUCGGAUGGGGACUUCGAUGAGGACGAUACAGAGUACUCCAUCGAUUCGGACGGGGAUGAGAUAGUUAUCAGGACAAACUAUCCCAGCAGAGGGCAGGAGCACGAAAGGUAUGUCAGGAGAGAAGAGAGGGAGGAAAGCCGGAGUCGACAGAGUCACCAGAGGAAGCCGCCAUCCCCAGAAGACGAGCAUCCAGAGGCGAGGCCUCGUUUGUCACGAAGGGACAGCUCCAAACGAAGCUCCAGAAAGCAGACCUCCUCGGAGCCACCACACAAUCGGGUGUCCAUUUCCAAAUACGAGUCCACCGUAAGUGAAAAUGGCAGGAAACUCACAGCCACUUCCACGGAAAUAGUAGGCUCCAAGCGUUCCCUGACCGACCGAAGCUAUCAGAGUGAAACGGAGCUGGCGGAUCCCGACCAGGGGGAACGGAAUGUUCCCAAGUAUAUGGAAUGGUACUACAACAAGAAGAAGUCCUCGGUAAGUGGGCGCACUUCCACAGAAUCCUCAAAGUCCCAGCCCUCCAGCAAAAAGAAAAUGGGUGCCGCGGAGAAGAAGGUUUCCAAGACUAGGAUAACAGUGCAUCCCAAGGACUUUGAGGAUGAUGAGGAAGGCAAUGGAGGGCGUUACAAGCCGGAACCUGCUCCCCGGAGAUCGCCACCAAAGGGCAGUCGCAUGCUGAAGGAGGAUCGGGCACUGAACAAACAGCACAAACCAAAAAUCGAGACUGACACGAAUCACCCACUGCUCCAGCACUCGGAGCACCGUUUCGAAAGGGAAAAGACCAUGGAGGUGCCGGCGGCACCCACCAAACUGCCCCACUACAUGUAUCCAGAGACGCCACCCCAUGCUGCUGCUCCUGCCCCCGGCAAGGAUGCCAAAUCCAAGCAGGAAUUGAAACCGAAGCCCUCGCCUAUCAGGGAAAACGAGGUGAAGGUCUCAAAUUCGAAGAUCUAUGUGGAGAAUCGUGCCUCGGGGAAUCCCACGCAGAAACAGCUUAACGCCUCCACUUUGGAGGACGACCACGAUUCCGGAAUAGCCAUGAACUCGCUGCUCAAUAGCCUGGGACGCAGGAAUCCCAUUGCCGAGAAGAAGAGCGUCUUCUCCAUUGCCUACGACGACGUCAGCCGGGUAAAGAAGAUCAACUCGGGCGGGGAGUCGCCCCAGUACUCGUAGGGCCAUCUCCACUCCAACUCUGCAACUGCAACUCCAAACCCUGUAAAGGAACAAUCAUAUGUGAUAGCCUCAAAGGCUCCCUACCUGCGAAUCAUCGAACCAAUACAAUAUCUGCAAUACUGUAUAAAAUAUACACCAAAUGCCAGCAUGCAUGUUACCCCCUUCGUAGUCUACGGGAUGUUGAGAUAAAUUGUUCAACUCGUUCAGCCGUGCACCGAAAUUAAGUUACGUUUCCGGAUCUGGUUAGCCGCUUAGUUAUUCGUAAUCCGACGAUAGGUAGUUACAUUUUUUAUAUAUUUAACGUUAUAUUUAGACAACAAAGUGAGUAAUCUCGCCGACACUUGUAUUGAAAGCUAUCCUAUUAAAUACAUAAUUAACUGGACUAUGUACGACCAAAAUUGUUAAGAAUAUUUAUAUAUGGAUUUAUAAUUAAUGUUUAAUGUGUACAUACGAACAUUUGUAGUUUAGUUAAAGCGGACAAGUCAUUACCAAGUGCUUUCCUACCACAAAACUCGUGCAAAUGUGUAUGUUCGUAAGUUAGUGUACAUUCUGCAGUCGAAUAAAGUAAUGCCUGCCAUAUUGAAAUCACUUGCAAAUAUAAUCUUAAAACAUCAGUAUCGAGUAAAUGUAAAUAUCUUAAUUAUAAGCUUAUGCAAAUAAAUCAAAUUAAUCCCA
Messenger RNA from Drosophila ananassae, 7324 nucleotides. It is a transcript of the gene Cad86C, whose product is annotated as cadherin-86C. Gene Ontology annotation, biological process: homophilic cell-cell adhesion. Gene Ontology annotation, cellular component: cell-cell junction; plasma membrane. Lineage: Eukaryota; Metazoa; Arthropoda; Insecta; Diptera; Drosophilidae. Gene Ontology annotation, molecular function: calcium ion binding. The transcript is spliced from 12 exons. The record is from RefSeq and is a predicted model, not a curated record. The coding region runs from base 887 to 6649 and encodes 1920 amino acids.